Drosophila kikkawai is the source of this 2595-nucleotide messenger RNA. Its product is annotated as sodium-independent sulfate anion transporter. NCBI's taxonomy places the organism in Eukaryota, Metazoa, Arthropoda, Insecta, Diptera, Drosophilidae. Gene Ontology annotation, cellular component: plasma membrane. The record is from RefSeq and is a predicted model, not a curated record. Gene Ontology annotation, biological process: transmembrane transport. Gene Ontology annotation, molecular function: sulfate transmembrane transporter activity.
CAAGAUUGAGGCGGUUGAGUUUAUGGACUUGAGUCACGUUUCAUCCAAAUUUUACCAAAAUUUAGCAAUCAUUGUCCUUUAGUUUGCCCAUCACUUGCUUAAGAGUACCAUAAAUGGACAAGUCAGAUUGGCCUAGAUAGAUUCCCGCCAAUGGCCACUGGCUCACAGAUAGUUGUUAAACGAAGAUUACACGAAUUUUUGAUCUAGCUAAAAAUACAUAUCAAAGUUCAUCAGCCCACUUUAUCGCUCUGCAGCGUAGCUCUUUGUCUCUGCCUCUAAUCUCUGUCAGACGAGCUGAACACCUUCCCCAAACUGUCUGGUAGAUAACUGUCUCUGCUGCCUACGCAUUCGCAUAUUCGGCGUCUUGCGGUAGUUACCCCGUCGACAGACAGCCGUUUGUCCAUUCGUCUGCCCUCACUGGUGCUGAUCGGUUCGUUCCUACUCCGAGGAACCUUGCACACUGCAGCCACUUCUAAGGCCUAACCUGGCUCCUAUAAGUGCGAAUCUAACAAGUGGCCGCUAAUUAAUCAUCCACAGCAACGUGUUGUAAUAAAAAUCGAAACUCCUUGCAUUAGUCGAUUUUAAAGUGUUUGUAAAAGCUGGCCAUGUGCGAUAAUGAGGAUGAUCUCUAUCGGGAGCGACUGCCAGAUGUUUGGGGAGCGGUGGGCUCCAAGGCCCGAAACUGCUGCAAUAUGCGUGCCGUUCACAAAUACCUGCCCGUCACCGAUUGGCUGCCGAAAUACCAGUGGAACUUCCUGCCCAUGGAUCUGGUGGCGGGUCUCACCGUGGGUCUGACAGCAGUGCCACAGGCUAUAGCUUAUGGGGCUGUGGCAAACCUGCCGCCUGCCUAUGGGCUUUACUCGGCGUUUAUGGGUGGAUUUGUCUAUAUACUGCUCGGAACCUGCAAAGACAUCACAGUGGGACCCACAGCCAUUAUGGCGUUAAUGGUGCGCCCCUACGUGAACGGUAAUCCGGCGUAUGCGAUACUCCUGUGCUUCCUGUCCGGCUGCAUUAUCACCAUCAUGGGCCUGCUUAACCUGGGAGUACUUAUGCGGUUUAUUUCGGUGCCAGUGACGACGGGGUUUACGAUGGCUGCAGCCAUUACGAUUGCCACAGGCCAGGUUAACAGCCUAUUUGGCAUUAGCAGCAGUGCUAAUGGGUUCCUCGACUGCUGGAUACACUUCUUUGGUCAUAUAACAGAAACGCGGCGGAAUGACGCUAUCCUGGGGUGCUGCACACUAGUCCUUUUACUUCUUAUGCGGCAACUUAAAGACCUCCCCUUUCGCUUUAAAAGUGUCUUGAAGUAUACUUCGCUGUCUCGCAAUGCUGUAGCAGUGCUGGUGGGAAUUCUCCUGUGCUACCUACUGAAGAAAGACGGUAACUUGCCAUUCCUCGUCAGCGGAAGCAUCACACCCGGCCUUCCUCCAUUCCGCCCACCACCCUUUCACACAGAAGACGCAGGCACCGGAGAAGUCAUUAACUUCGAAGGUAUGGUCUCCAACGUAGGUUCCGCCUUGGUAUCCAUACCCCUGCUUUCCAUAUUGGAGAGCAUUGCUGUGGCAAAGGCCUUCUCGAAGGGUAAGAUAGUGGAUGCAUCGCAGGAGAUGAUUGCCCUAGGCAUAAGCAAUGUGCUCAGCAGCUUCUUCUCAUCCAUGCCUAUCACUGGCUCGUUUACGCGGACAGCUAUUAAUAAUGCCAGUGGAGUGAAGACGCCACUGGGCGGGGCUGUGACCGGUACUCUUGUUCUCAUGACCCUCGCCUUUUUGACAUCUACUUUCGCCUACAUUCCCAAGGCCACGUUGGCGGCCAUUAUAAUAGCAGCCAUGUUCUUCAUGGUAGAAUACGAAACAAUCGGAGAGAUUUGGCGAGCAAAGAAGCGAGAUAUUCUGCCGUUUCUGGUCACAGUGCUUUGCUGUGUAUUUUGGACAUUAGAGUACGGAAUGGUAGUUGGCAUCGUAUUUAAUGCACUCUUUCUUCUUUACAAAAGCAUGAAGCCACAGUGUAGCUUGGAGGUUCAAAAGUUUAACGGCAUUGAAGUGACUAUGGCCGACCUCAAGGGUAGUGUCGAUUACGCAGCAGCCGAGUAUUUGAAGACGACAAUAAUGUCUCACGUGACGGUUAGAAACGGCGACAGUGGCACUUGCUCGUUGGUGGUCAUUAGGGGGCACGAGAUCGCCUCAAUUGAUACGACCGUGGCGCUGAACCUCAAAUCGCUGCGCGAAGAUCUCUCCCUUCUGCAGUGUGACCUGCUGUGCUGGAACUGGAGCAUCCCGGCAGCCGGAGUGAUUUGCCGGAUGGAUACAAAACUGCGUAGUAUGUUUAAGUUCUCAUCAAGCUUUUCCGACCUAAUGCAAACAAUGACGAGCAAAGAAGCCGCUUCGUGUACAGCCGUAGACUUGAGUCAAUAAGUGUGUUCUUUUGGCUUGACGUCCAAGAAUUGUGUAGAACUACGUUAAUUGGAAAAAUUAAACUUUUCCCACCAUAAUGGAGAAAUAUAAAUUUCUAUAAUUCAGAGAAACCAUGUAGUUAAAUAGAUAAUACAUUUUGUUGCCUGUUAAGUAAAGGCCUUGUUGAAUUUCAAACGCUGCUCAGUAA